Molecule: messenger RNA, 5487 nt
Organism: Solea senegalensis (Senegalese sole)
Lineage: Eukaryota; Metazoa; Chordata; Actinopteri; Pleuronectiformes; Soleidae
Product: zinc finger MYM-type protein 4-like
Exons: 29
Coding region: 76-5013 (1645 amino acids)
Molecular function (GO): zinc ion binding
Source: RefSeq, a predicted model, not a curated record
CGCAAAUGUGGCUUGCCCGUACUGGCUGAGGUACGGGAUCGUUGAGAAGCGCGGCGUCUGCGGCAAUAUCAAAACAUGGCGGACUCUGAAGAAUUCAGACUUAAGCGGUUAAAGCAUGAGCAGCAUCUGUCCAGAGUGUUUGAUGAAGUCAUGGGGCUGGGAGACUUUGCUGAAUCCUCCAGAGGUUCUGCCAGUUCUUCCAGGAGUGGAGGUCAGGAUGAGACAAAAGAGGUAGAUGAAACGUCAGGAAAAGAAGAACCCCAGCAGGCAGAAGAAGAAGAUGAAGAAGAGGAAGAAGAAGAAGAAGAAGAAGAUGAUAGUAAUUCCAGUAAACAAGAGGAAAAGAUUGAAGAGCCAGUGGAAGAGCCAAUGGAAGAGCCAAUGGAAGAGCCAGUGGAAGAGCCAGUGGAAGAGCCAAUGGAAGAGCCAGUGGAAGAGGCAGUGGAAGAGCCAUCUUUUCCUCCUGUUUCUUCCUCUUCUUCUGACCGACCCUCUUUGUUUGCCAUGAGAAGGAAAAAGGGAGGUGGAAGUGGUGGUGCAGCAUUUGAUGAUGCACUGGAUGGUCUUCCCAUGUAUGGGCCAGAAGAAGAAGAUGAGGAUUGGCACUUCGCCUUGCCUGUGGGUUCCCUGGAGGAUGUCGAUGUGGAAAAGAAAAAAAGACAACAAAUCCAAGCAGAAGAGGGGAACGACUCAAGUGUUGAUGAUUCCUCUGCCCCUGAACCCAAAGGAGAGGAGGAGGAGGUACGAGAAAAGGGAGAAAGCACCGAGUCUGCCAACACUUCACACUCCUCACAGGACCCCACACCAGAGAACAGCAGAGAUACAGGCAUCCUGAACCACGGAGAGGAUACAGAAGACAGUCAGGAGGGAGAGAGGUCUGCAGCUGGAGCAGAGUACAGUAAUCCCCCAAUGUCUCCAACUGUAAAUAUUAAAGAUGAGCCCAUUGAUGAGGGCUACGACGCUGCUUUACUCCCUCAGAGUAGCAUCAAGCAGGUCAAAGAGGAGUUGGAGCAUCAGGAGGAGGAGCUUAGAAUCAGCUCUGUCUACUCUGUAGGAGGAGCAAACACCUUUGUGGCCCCUACUGUGCCACCGGUAAUCUCAGCCCCACCUUCAACGGCCAUUUUUAUUCCAGGUAGAGGGGCCGUCCUACAAGCGAUGGCUUCCCUUCCUGUCAGACCGACAGCUCAAAUCACAACUUCACUACCCACUCUGGUACCAGCUCCCCCACGGCCCCCCCUGCCCCCCCUGCCCGCUGUACCAGGAAGUGUUCGCUGCAGCGGCUGCUCGAAGGUUCUGCUGAAAGGCCAAACAGCUUUCCAAAGAAAAGGUUCAACGCAGCUCUUCUGCUCUACCGUCUGUCUAACUGGACAUCUGCCUCCGGCCGCCAAGAACAAAAUCUGUUUCCAGUGCAACAAGGAAAUCCUUCAGCCCCGGGACAUGAUCACGAUUCCGUCGGACGAAAACACCUACCUGUACUUUUGUGGCCAGUUCUGUCUGUCUGUCUUCAGGCACAAGAAGAAAAACGACAAGAUUCCUGACAAGCGGCUGGAGAAGAAGCCAGUGGAGAAAGUGCCUGAGAAGCCUGCAGAGCGGCAGUUGGAGAAACCUUUUUGUAGUGUCUGUAGAGUCACCGGGAAGAUUGAGCAUGAAGUCACCCAUCAAGGUCGCCUGCACAGACUGUGUAGUGAUGCUUGUUUUGUAACAUGGCGCAAGAUUCGUCAGUUAGCCAUGAACUGCUGUGAGGGCUGUGGACUUUACUGUAAUAGUAACUCAGGCUCCUGUCAGACACUCACGAUUGACAGAACUGAGCGGCACUUCUGUGGCCCCACCUGCAUCAGCACCUACAAACAGAGCUGCAGAAAGACAAUCGAGUGUGUCCACUGUCGCAAGAGGGUCGUGGUGUCCUCCACCAUCAUGGAAAGGGACCAAAAGGGCAAAGUUCAACUUUACUGUUCAUCUGCUUGUGUGGUAAAGAGUCGACCAUCACGACAUACUCUCAGUGGGACGGCAUUCCCAUGCUCCCUCUGCAAAGUGUCAGCUGUUCCUCAGUAUCACCUGGCCAUGGUGGACAGCACCAUCCGUAACUUCUGUUCCUAUGACUGUGUUACUUUAUUCAGGAAAUCCGGGCAGACCUCUCACCCAGACCUGACCAAUGGAACCUCCUCUCUCAGGGAUGGCCCCAAAACUGGACUUUCUGCUGGAGCUGGCUCAGUCCCGCCAAACCCUCAGGACAAUUCAUCUUCAGCCCCCUACACAAGCCCUUAUCCCAGUCAUACCUCAGUACCCCCACUAGUGCCUCCGUACCCAGCCAUGUCCUCCCCCACCGUCCCAGGACAAAACCAGGCCAGAGCACCUGCUCUGCCCCAGAAAUCGACAGAAGAUGGACAAGGUGUCGCCACGAAACUGACCUGUCAUCAGUGCAGCAGCCAGUUCAACACUAAGCCACAGCUGUAUAGUCACCAAGGUCGUAUUUCUGUCUUCUGCAGUGUUGCGUGCUCUCAACAGUAUAAAAUCCAGAAAAAUAUCCUGGCACAGUGCGAGUCCUGUAAACAAGAGAAGGUGCCGUUUGACAUAUUCAACUACAACCAACAGGACGUGGUCCUCUGCAGUGAAACCUGUCUACGGCUCUUUAAACAGGGACAGAAGGUUCGUUACAAGGAUCAUCCAUGGCGUCCUUGCUCUUACUGCUGUGGCAUCAACCACAAGAUGCUGCACAGCCACUAUGGAGGCAAGAUUGAGGAAUUCUGUAAACCCCACUGCAUGUCCCAGUACACUGUACUCUUCUAUGGGAUGGGGAGAUGUGACAGUUGUAGGAAACAGGGCUACAUGACAGAGAAGCUGCAGUGUUUGGGUUCAGUCCGUAACUUCUGUAACCUGCCCUGCCUCCUACAGUACUGCCACUAUCAUUUUGAGCCAAACCAAAACACCAGCUGUAACGGUACAGAAAAAGCCCCACAGACGCCAUAUGCUCCAACCCAGCCAUACCACUCCUCAGAGAUGAAUCCUGUCAUAGCUGGUGUCAUCUCAUUGGCCAGUGGCUCUGUCACUCAGCCCAGUAUGUCAGCAGAUACUGCUCUGACUGGAACACUUCCAAACUCCAGCACUGACAUCAAGAACCUUGACCACGCCAGCACUCAGACUGAUGCCAUGCGUGUGCCUGUGCCCCGACGACGUCAGAUGAAGAACAAGUCGGUUCUGUGUCGACCCUUCACUGUGGACCAGGAGAGCAUGUGUGAGCUGCCCGCAGCGUCCACUGAAUCAGAAGCGACUUCCUCGGAGAGAGAGGAGAAAGUGAAGGUGGUGAUGGUUCCGGUCCCAGUCCCAGUCUUCAUCCCAGUGCCUAUGAACAUGUACUCCCAACACACGCCAGUACCCGUGGCCCUGCCCAUGCCUUUUCCUGUGCCCUUGGUUGCACCGCCACAAAACAAGGACAUGAAAGAUGCAGCUGUGCAGUCUGAGCCUCUGGCUGUGGAUGAAGUGAAGCUGAAUGCUCAGCCUGUUGUUAGUGCAGACCAGAGCAGCUGCAGUCGAGACACGCAGUCUCAAGUGAAGAUGUGUGAAGACGAGGACGCUCAGCAAAAAGCAGCGGACGCUCAUCUGCCUUUGACUGCAAGUUUAGAGACGAGCACAGAGACUGUUGACGCACAACCUGACACACAGCCAGAGACACACGCAGACACACAGCAAGACGCACAAACAGAGACGCAGCAAGACUCACAACCUGACAAACAGCCAGACACACGGCUAGAGUCCCAGCCAGACGCACAAUCAGACUCACAUCCUGACACUCAGCCUGACUCACAAUCAGAGAGACAGCCAGACACUCAGCCUGACUCACAACCUGACACACAGUCAGACACCACAAUGGCAACGGAACCACCGCCUACCACCAGCGCUGAGCCUCAACCUCCACUGUCUCCGAUGAUGGACCUGGAGACUGACUUCCCGUCUGAACCAGUUGCUCAGAAGUCCUCGGCUCCAAAGCGAGGAGUGAAGAGAGCCAGAGAGGGUUCAUCCAGCAGGAAACGGGGACGAAGGCGGAACGUGUCUGUGGAGCGCAGUGCAGUGGAGAUUCCACCCGGAGCCAAACUCAACCACCUGUAUGGUGUUAAAGCCUGGAAGAGCUGGGUCCAACAACGCAACACACUACCGCCAGAGUCCAAUCAGAUGGACAUUAAAGAAGACAUCCUUCAGUGUGACUCUGCUGAGCUGAGCUUUGCUCUGUCUCGCUUCAUCAGUGAAGUGCGGCGGCCCAACGGAGAGACUUACAGCCCGGACAGCAUCUUCUACCUCUGUCUGGGGAUACAGCAGUAUCUGUUCAUGAAGGGACGGAUAGAGAACAUCUUCACCGACGAGCUCUACGUUCAGUUUGCCACUGAGAUCAGUGGAAUGCUGCAAAACUGGAAGCCCAAAUUACUACAGAGCGGCGACAUCGUCUCCUCUCGCGUUGAAGAAGCGUACCUGUGGGAGUGUAAGCAGCUCGGCGCCUACUCGCCCAUCGUGCUCCUCAACACGCUGCUCUUCUUCUUCACCAAAACCUUCCACCUGAACACGCUGCAGCAGCACCAGAACGUCUCCUUCGUCAACUUCACGCGCUGCUCCCGACCCUGCAGCCGAGCGGGCAAAGUCUUCUACCUCCAGUACCGCGGCGGUGGCUCUGCAGCGGCGCGGCGCGACGACACAGAGCGGCUCAGGAAGAGGCCGACGGAGAGCGAGGGACACCUGGAGAUUCUGGAGAAUGUCGCCAACCCUCUGCACUGUCCCGUCAGACUCUACGAGUUCUACCUGUCCAGAUGUCCAGAGUCAGCGAAGAAGAGGUCUGACGUUUUUUACCUGCAGCCUGAACGGAACGUCCACACACACAGUCCACACUGGUACACGUCUCAACCUUUAGAGGGCGCCACUCUCCAGAGCAUGCUCACACGCAUCCUGGCCGUCAAAGAGGUUCACCAGGCGCACGGAGCGGCCCAGUGUCCGACCUCGGGCUGCUCCGGUGACAGCAGCUCACAGUGAGAGGGUGAGAUCAGGUACGGACCACAGAGAUUUCACAGAGGUCAGAGGUCAGAGGUCGUCGUCCUCCUCCUCACAAAACCCCACUGUGAACGACGAGCAUGGAAAAGUGAGCUCUUUUUUUCUGCUGCUUUGAUCACGUGCAGCGGCAGAAGUCGACUCUCAGUCAUGUGACGUAGAUGCUGUUCAUCACAGUGUGAGAGGGACAGUAAACGAGAGAGGAGCGCUCCACGUGCCGUCCUCUGUCUUUACAUUGUCUCCAUCUUAUCAGUAUGCGGUUGUUUGUGGACUGAAUAUAAUAAACAACGGACGAUGAGAGUACGGCAUUUGGAGCAGGUUUUUUUAAUAAUUCAGGUGAAGAUCAUCACAAUUCAUCACAUUGGCUGAGUAAAGACCUGAUUUAUUAUGUUGUUAAACCAUCAUACGUCACUAGGGCUGCAACAAUUGAUUUACUAUUUUGAUAAUCGAUCAUUUCAG